Messenger RNA from Coregonus sp. 'balchen', 10987 nucleotides. The record is from the annotation of a GenBank genome assembly. Lineage: Eukaryota; Metazoa; Chordata; Actinopteri; Salmoniformes; Salmonidae.
AUGGAGCAUGAAGCUCUGGUAAGGCGAUAGGCAUACAUUGGGGAGGGGAGCGACAUUGUGGAGAGGGGGUUACCAUACCUGCAGUAUGGUAACGUUCCCAAAUUAAUCUGUCACUGCACUGGUUUUGUCUCAUCAUCUUUUUGUGUUUACAUUCAUUCUCAUUGACACCCAUCACCCAUGUCACGGUGCAUGUCUCCUCCUCACAUGUGAAGACCCCUUUUUUUUUAAUGACAUAGCCAUCUGUCAUUCCCCUGCUUCUGCUCUGGUCUCCAGGAACCUCAUCCACUGUGGACAUUACCCUGUGUUUUCACACACACUGUUGGAUUUGAGCAUCGGCCAUUGCUGUGUGUGUGUGUGUGUGUUGUUUUUGUCUUGUUUUCCAUCCAGAGUGGAAGGAACAUUGUGUAUUUCUUCCCUUCUUCAUCCAGUCUGUAACUACAUAAGCUUUCCAUUAGCUCUCAUUGGAAUAAAAUGAAUAGAUGAAUAGCCUGGUAUUGUAGUGCCUGCAGUAAUUUGUCCUUUAAAAUCAUAUGCAUGUGUUUCAAUACAGCUACCUGAUUGUAACCUACUUUCUUAAAGUGUCACCUUGCUUGUCAGUGGAUUUGUUGGAAAAUAGUGUAGGGCCUUUGGGCUCAUCUGAGACCUCUUUCACAUGCUAAUAAAAUGCUAAUAAAGCCUCAGUGGCCUGACUAGGUGAAUUAGGGUAGAGCUCACUGAGAGAUGUGUGGUGUCAAUUGUCUUCCCUGGUUCCUGUCUGCUGUGCUGGGGUUGGUGACAGUAAUGUUGUGAUGUCUUCCCAGUCAACAGGGGGUAAUAAUUAAAUACAACAAAUCUCCCCUCAGAAACAACUAGAUGUUUUUCUAUCCAAUGUAAACAGUCCACAGAUGGUUGUGUCUUUAAGUGAGAUGUUGUUACGAGGUUCAUCACUGAGGGAGAUUAGACCUCCAUUGUUUGUCAAGCUGCCUGCCACGUUGCAGGGUAGAAGUGGUAGAGUACCCCUCAGGCUUAUGUCAUGCAGCAUCACACCACUAGAUCAUACAUCACACAAGCUUCAAAAGGAUAGAAUGUGCCUGCCCCCCAUUGGUAGUUCAGAUUUUUGUACAAAGCAGGCGACUGUUGUGUUUUAUUAACUAAAAUACCUAAUAAUCAUGGUAUGCAUCAUUGUCUUAGGCCUAGCCAUCAUCAUCACCAUCAUUACCAUCAUCAGGGCAAUGUGUUAAGAUAUUCAUGUGAAUUAAAAUAUACACUAUAUAUACAAGAGUAUGUGGACACCCCUUCAAAUUAGUGGAUUCGGCUAUUUCAGCCAAAAUCGCCUGUCCUCGGUUGCAACACUGACUACUGAGUUCCAAACUGCCUCUGGAAGCAACGUCAGCACAAUAACUGUUCGUCGGGAGCUUCAUUAAAUGGUUUUCCAUGGCCGAGCGGCCGCACACAAGCCUAAGAUCACCAUGCGCAAUGCCAAGCAUCGGCUGGAGUGGUGUAAAGCUCGUCGCCAUUGGACUCUGGAGCAAUAGAAACACGUUCUCUGGAGUGAUGAAUCACGCCUCACCGUCUGGCAGUUCACCCCCAAUGCCCCAAUGGAUAGUACCAACUGUAAAGUUUGGUGGAGGAGAAUGGUCUGGGGCUGUUUUUCAUGGUUCGGGCUAGGCCAUUUAGUUCCAGUGAAGGGAAAUCUUAACGCUACAGCAUACAAUGACAUUCUAGACGAUUUUGUGCUUCCAACUUUGUGGUAACAGUUUGGGGAAGGCCCUUUCCUGUUUCAGCAUGACAAUGCCCCUGACCAUAUAGAAAUGGUUUGUCGAGAUCGGUGUGAAAGAACUUGACUAGCCUGCACAGAGCCCUGACCUCAACCCCAUCGAACACCUUUGGGAUGAAUUGGAACGCCGACUGCGAGCCAGGCCUAAUCGCCCAACAUCAGUGCCCAACCUCACUAAUGCUCGUGUGGCUGAAUGGAAGCAAGUCCCCGCAGCAAUGUUCCAACAUCAAGUGGAAAGCCUUCCCAGAAGAGUGGAGGCUGUUAUAGCAGCAAAGGGGGGACCAACUCCAUAUUAAUGCCCAUGAUUUUGGAAUGAGAUGUUCGACGAGCAGGUGUCCACAUACUUUUGGUCAUGUAGUGUAUAUAUUCUCACAUUUUAGCAUUUACAUGUACAGCAUGCACUGUGAAAACACUUUUUUUACUGAGAAGACAGUGAUGGGAAUGAGAUAUGUUUAUUAAAGCUAGAAUCCUUAGGUACUACAUCCAUUUUUGGUAUUAUAAAUUAAUGAUAUAUACCCAUUGAUUCUUAAAGAACAUAAUAUAUAAAUGCCUCAUGAGCUUAGUUCAACUGUCGUUCCCCAUCAGUACCCAAAAUAUACAGUAAACUUGUUUUACUCAAUGUUUAUAAACAAUGUAAAUGUAAACAAACACUGUAUAGCCUCCAAACAUGGUUACAACAUAGAUGGUCAGUCCUUGCAUCCAUAGCACUGUCUAUGAAUUUGAGAGUGGUUACUUCACAUCAAUCAUGGCAACCACCUUCUUUCUGUCUGUGCACUCUGUCACCCCUGCCUCCCCCCACCCCCUUCCCUGCUUAGCUGGAUAAAAGCGAAGUGACAACGUUGUGCCUGCCCCCCUCAGCCAGCCAUGGCGGCUCUGACAGUAACAUCAGCUUGGAUGGGGCCGGGGUGGGUGCGAGUGCCGGGGCAGUGGCCGGGGUGGGGGCUGAAGGUUCAGGGGUCGUCGAGCCUCAGCGAACGCGGCUCGCUCUGGAGCACCUGCAGCAGAAGAUCCUAAAGAUCACUGAGCAGAUUCGCAUAGAACAGGAGGCGCGAGAUGACAACGUAGCUGAGUACCUGAAGUUGGCCCACAACGCAGACAAGCAGCAGGCCUCGCGCAUCAAACAGGUGUUUGAGAAGAAGAACCAGAAGUCUGCACAAACCAUCGCCCACCUGCACAAGAAGCUAGAGCACUACCACAAGAAGUUGAAGGAGAUAGAGCAGGUGAGUGUGUGUGUUUUACCCUGACUGCUGCUUUCUGACGAGAUGAUACGUUGUCACUUUCUAGGUAGGGUUGGGGCGGUAUCCACAUUACCAUAUUGAUUACCAUAUAAUUUUAGCGGAAGUAGUGCCGAAACAGCGGGUAGUUGAAAAUACCUAUUUCAACGACUAGGUUAGUAAAAUACGACAUGAGAUGUCACUUACUCACUAUCUUGAGGAUAACACAGUGCCGCCGACGUGAGUAAGACAUUUAAACGUGUUAACCCUCGCAAGGCUGCCGGCCCAGACGGCAUUCCUAGCCGCGUCCUCAGAGCAUGCGCAGACCAGCUGGCUGGUGUGUUUAAGGACAUAUUAAAUCUCUCCCUAUCCCAGUCUGCUGUCCCCACAUGCUUCAAGAUGGCCACCAUUGUUCCUGUACCCAAGAAUGCAAAGGUAACUGAACUAAAUGACUAUCGCCCCGUAGCACUCACUUCUGUCAUCAUGAAGUGCUUUGAGAGACUAGUCAAGGAUCAUAUCACCUCCACCUUACUUGUCACCCAAGACCCACUUCAAUUUGCAUACCGCCCCAAUAGGUCCACAGACUAAUGAAAUCGCCAUCACACUGCACACUGCCCUAUCCCAUCUGGACAAGAGGAAUACCUAUGUAAGAAUGCUGUUAAUUGACUAUAGCUCAGCAUUCAACACCAUAGUACCUUCCAAGCUCAUCAUCAAGCUUGAGGCCCUGGUUCUCAACCCCGCCCUGUGCAAUUGGGUCCUGGACUUCCUGAUGGGCCGCCCCCAGGUGGUGAAGGUAGGAAACAACAUCUCCACUUCGCUGAUCCUCAACACUGGGGCCCCACAAGGGUGUGUGCUCAGCCCCCUUCUGUACUCCCAGUUCACCCAUGACUGCGUAGCCAUGCACGCCUCCAACUCAAUCAUGAAGUUUGCAGAUGACACAACAGUAGUAGGCUUGAUUACCAACAACGAUGAGACUACAGGGAGGAGGUGAGGGCUCUCGGAGUGUGGUGUCAGGAAAAUAACCUCUCACUCAACUUUUAAAAAACAAAGGAGAUGAUCGUGUACUUCAGGAAACAGCAGAGGGAGAACCCCCUAUCCACAUCGACGGGACAGCAGUGGAGAAGGUAAAAAGUUUUAAGUUCCUCUGCGUACAUAUCGCUGACAAACUGAAAUGGUCCACCCAUACAGACAGUGUGGUGAAGAAGGCGCAACAGCGUCUCUUCAACCUCAGGAGGCUGAAGAAAUUUGGCCUGUCACCUAAAACCCUCACAAACUUUUACAGAUGCACAAUUGAGAGCAUCCUGUCGGGCUGUAUCACUGCCUGGUACGCAACUGCACCGCCCACAACCGCAGGGCUCUCCAGAGGGUGGUGCGGUCUGCACAACGCAUCACCGGGGGCAAACUACCUGCCCUCCAGGACACCUACAGCACCCGAUGUCACAGGAAGGCCAAAAAAAUGAUUAAGAACAACUACCACCCGAGCCACUGCCUGUUCACCCCGCUAUCAUCCAGAAGGCGAGGUCAAUACAGGUGCAUCAAAGCUGGGACUGAGAGACUGAAAAACAGCUUCUAUCUUAAGGCAGACUGUUAAACAGCCAUCACUAGCACAGAGAAGCUGCUGCCUACAUACAGACUUGAAAAUCACUGGCCACUUUAAUAAAUGGAACACUAGUCACUUUAAUAAUGCCACUUUAAUGUUUACAUAUCUUGCAUUACCCAUCUCAUAUGUAUAUACUGUAUUCUAUACUAUCUAUUGCAUCUUAGACUAUGCCACUCUGAUAAUGACAUUGCUCAUCCAUAUAUUUAUAUAUUCUUAUACCAUUCCUUUACUUUGAUUUGUGUGUGUUAGGUUUUUGUUGUGGAACUGUUAGAUAUUACUUGCUAGAUAUUGCUGCACUGUCGGAACUAGAAGCACAAGCAUUUCGCUGCACUCACAAUAACAUCUGCUAACCAUGUGUAUGUGACCAAUACAUUUGAUUUUGAUUUAAAGAAAAAAUUGUAUAAUAGAAAAGCAAAUAAGAAUGAUUAUCUUUAUCUUUCAACCACUACACACAUUGAUUGCAGGUAUUUAUUUAAAAAGUACAAAUAUUGACAGUUUCCACGGUAUUGGAAAUCAUAUCUCCAGUAUUUCAAAAUACAUCGGUAUACAGUAUUAUCAUAUACCUGCCCAACCCUAUUCCUAAAUAGAUUAUCUGAUUGUUCGGUUUAGAUUGUUACCUCUUAUUGAUGAAGCAUGUGUUUAUGUUCUCCGAUCUCCCUCCUCUGUUGUCUCACCUUCACCAUUCCACUUUUAUUUCCAUCCCUUUCUCACCACUUCUCCAUCCAUAUAUCUGCUGCUCCUUCACAUCCUGUCAAUCUAUUUCCCUCCUCUUCCCACUGCCCCAUUUCUUUCAAUUUCUCCCUCUCAUCUUCCAUCCCCCGUCGUCCCUCCACCCUCCUUAUAGAAUGGUCCUGCCCGUCAGCCUAAGGAUGUGCUGCGGGACAUGCAGCAGGGGCUGAAGGACAUGGGAGCCAAUGUACGAGCAGGGUUCCAUGGCUUUGGCGGGGGUAUGGUGGAUGGGGUCAAAGGAGGGGUGGAAGGGGUCAAAGGAGCUGUGGUGUCUAAGCCACGGGAGUUCGCCAGCUUGAUCCGCAACAAAUUUGGCAGUGCAGACAACAUCUCCCACCUCAUAGAGGACGGGGUGGGAGGGCACUCGGAGGACGCGCCUGCUCAAAGAGCCCUGAGUGGCAGUGCCACCCUGGUCUCCAGCCCCAAGUACGGUAGCGAUGACGAGUGCUCCAGUGCCACCUCUGGCUCAGCCGUGGGCAGUCACUCAGGUUGGGCCGGGGGCGGAGGUGUGAUGUCGGGGCAGGGGCAGGCUGGCCUGGGGAGCCCCAGACUGGAAGGGCACCACCACCAUCACCACCACCACCACAUCCACAGCUCCUGGGAUGCGCUGCUGGAAGGCCUGCAGGAGAUCAAGGCCAGCCAGGCCCACAUGGAGGACGCCAUCGAGGACAUGAAGAGUCAGCUGCAGAGUGACUACUCCUACAUGAACCAGUGCCUACAGGAGGAGAGAUACAGGUACAGACCAACACCUAGGCCAAGCAUGGAAUGAGAGUUGGUGGUAUACAUUGUUCUCACACUAACUGCUGAACAAGCUGCUUUGCUUUUAGCUUGUUUCAGUACAGCAGUGUAAAUCAUGUUCAGUGUUUAUGCUGAAUGAUAUUCAUGAGGAUAAUUAAAUAGGUCAGGAAAACUGGUACAACAGGUUUGGUACAUUUCAAAUUUGGUCAAAAUCAGAAGUAGUUGUUUUAACAUAUCAAAUCAAUGUGACACCUUGAAAACGCCAUAAAUAUGUACAAAUCUUUCUCUAACUUGUUGAAUUGGUCUUCACUUUGCUGGUCUAAAUUAUACAUAAAUGUUUUAUCUAUCUUUCUAUUUAGGUAUGAGCGACUGGAAGAGCAGCUGAAUGACUUGACAGAGCUGCACCAGAACGAGAUGACUAAUCUGAAACAGGAGCUUGCCAGCAUGGAGGAGAAAGUGGCCUACCAGUCCUAUGAGAGAGCCAGAGACAUUCAGGUAGAGACCUGGAUUUACAGUAUAAGAUGUACUAAGAUUACACAAUACUUUUUCUGUAGAUAAGCACACAAGUAUGACUCCAGAAAUGAACCUUGUACCCGUAAUUCUGUUGUAACUGUGUGUUUGUGUAUACAUGUAGGAAGCGGUGGAGUCGUGCCUGACCCGCAUCACUAAGUUGGAGCUGCAGCAGCAGCAGCAGCAGGUGGUGCAGUUGGAGGGUGUGGAGAACGCCAACGCCCGCGCCCUAUUGGGCAAACUCAUCAACAUCAUCCUGGCACUCAUGGCCGUAGUUCUGGUCUUUGUCUCCACCCUGGCCAACUUCAUCACCCCACUCAUGAAGACCCGAGCGCGGGUCGCUGCCACGGUCAUGCUGGCCCUUUUCCUGUUCAUCCUCUGGAAGCACUGGGACUUCCUGGAGCUGUGGCUACUGCCCAGCUAAGCUCCCCUCAGCCAAUCACCCACUCCCGUGUCUGAGUGACCAGGAUGUGGACAGCGGGACCAGAUUGAUACACUAAGCUGCCCCAGACACACUAAAAGUCUGGAACUUAGUCAUAUUUCUGAAAGGGAACCGUUGCACUUUUUUCAUAGGGUUUAUGCUUGGAGAGUUGUACUUAUGAGUGUUGUAAGGCACAAAACCUUUUCUUUACAAAGCAACUGGAGAAGACUCCCUUUGGAUGGCAGAUGGUGGCCAUUUUCUGUUGAGUGAUGGUUGAGAGAGACUUUUUAGGAGGUGAUUUUAUGGUGAUUACCAUGACAAGGAACCUGAGAAACUAUUUGCCUGGUCGCUUGGCAACUCAAGCAUUUGCUCUUUCUCAUGACUAAUCUAGUGGCGUCAACUCACCAUCGUACUACUGUAGUCACUACGAUUUAAUUACAAUUUGAGAAUUCAUGUUGAAAUUGACACAUUUCUCUAAAAAUUUUAGUAUAGGCCUACACUUAAAAGUGAUAAUGGAUAGAAUAACAAAUUAUACAAAUUAUGCUUUGCUAAACCAUAUUUGCUGUUACAGUACCUUUGUAUUGAGCCAAUUGUAUAUUUGGAGGACAUGCUGAAUGUUAGGGUAUGUACUACUCAUGCAUGUCCUCACUUGUGCAUUUAUACCUGUGUGAUGCACUUGGCAUCAGUAACAUUCCAACACCAACAGAAAUACUUGUUACUCUUUUCUUACUAUUCUGUUGUCUAUAGACAGUUUGUACCUAAGUGUUCUUCUCCAUAUUAUUUCUAAAACAGUCAACUAAAUCACUUCUGGUGUUUAAACUACACGUUUUGGGUGCAUCAAUCGUUUUCAUCUCUUAUGUGUGAUGCAAAGAAGAACUUUGGAAGGCCAGGAAGUAUUCUGGUGAGAUGGAUCAUCACAACUACUCAAUUAUCUAUUCUGAGCAUCAAUGCCAUUUCAUAACCACUGUGGUAGAGCAGCUAAGAAUCUAUCUAACGUCAGAUCCACAGGCAUGUUUGACCAUUGCUUCCAUAUUUCUAUCCAGUUUGCUAAAUGCAUCACAUCUCUGUUGCAUUCGUAAUAAAUACAUUCUGAAACUAUAUGCUAAUGUUGCAUGAUAUUGGAAAGUCGGAUGGUUUUCAUGGAACUGUGUAUAUCUAACAGUAUCGACUACAGAGAGUAGAAUAAUAAUACUAAGUAAUCAGUGAUAACCUGUGAUCUGCAUCGUGUAGAAGUUACUACUAGUUUCAAAGACAGUUCCACAAUCUACAAAAUCUCAAUGUAACCCCCUUCUAAAUUGAAUUCCAGCCUGGUUCAAGCUAAAGGUUUUUUAUAUCAACUCCCUGUAGGAGACAGUUUGUUUAAGCUGUAACCUAUAAUAAGUGCAGCUUUUUACUAAUCGAGUUAUAACCUCCCUUGUGUCCAUCAUUUCAGUCUGGGCUGGGUUGAGUUUACACUUGGUUUCACAUCUAAAAAUACUGUAUGUGCUUACAGAAAUGCAGUGAAUAGCCUCUAGAAAUGUCUUCAGCUCCAGCUCAGCUGAUUAUUCAACUAAUCCAGUGGAUUACAGCAUUAUUUACACUUAACUGCCCCCCUCUCACUUUGUGACUGGGUGAGAGGUAACCGAUUGGAUUUCAAAUGGUUUGGGAAGGACCACACAUUUACAUUUUGGCAACAGAACAAACCUAAUAGUUCACUAUUCUUAGCAACAGUACAAAAUAAACUUAACUAUGGAACACUCAAAGGCUUAGACUGAGCCCUAAAAAAAAGAUGAUUUGUCAUGGUUUUGCCAGGUGCAGUAAAGGAGUAAAAAGGUCUUCAGUGAGGAUUUCUGUGGAAAGGCCUCAACCAUCAGACCCUGACAUAUCCUAAAAAUAUGUCAUGUAAAAUAGUCACAAUCCCCUAGGUGAGUUUCAUCAGCACAAAAGGCACCUCCUGGUGGGAAUAUGGAUAUUAUUUUGUUUCUUUUGUAAACUUGAUCAAGGGAAGUAUUCUUAGAUGUUCAAGGAAUUAUUCCGGCGGGCUAGUAGUCACUCGCAAAUCAAACUUGACUGAACCUGAAAAAGUUGUUCGCUCAGAAAACAGUAGCAUAUAGUGAGAACCAGAAAUUUAAGACAGCCAUCAAUGUAAGAGGUCAGCAGGUAGUACAUUACCAAAUCUAUGCACACAGAAAUGAUUUUCUUGUUUUUUAACAUUGUCUGACAAUUAUUGAUGAAGGGUUUUACAACGUCAAGGUCAUGACGUGAAACCAACUGACCUCAAAAGUAAGCAUUCAGUUUCCCUUUCAGUUCACAUAAAUGAAUUUUGUACACUGGACAAAAAUAUGAACGCAACAUGUAAAGUGUCGGUCCCAUGUUUCAUGAGAGGAAUAAAGUACCCAGACAUUUUCCAUACCACAAAACUAUUGUGCACAUGUUUCCACCAGACAUUUCUUGCCAGGUAUCCUUCACCUGACAGGUGUUAUAGAAUGGUCUGCCCGUCAGCCUAAGGAUGUGCUGCGGGACAUGCAGCGGGGCUGAAGGACAUGGGAGCCAAUGUACGAGCAGGGUUCCAUGGCUUUGGCGGGGGUAUGGUGGAUGGGGUCAAAGGAGGGGUGGAAGGGGUCAAAGGAGCUGUGGUGUCUAAGCCACGGGAGUUCGCCAGCUUGAUCCGCAACAAAUUUGGCAGUGCAGACAACAUCUCCCACCUCAUAGAGGACGGGGUGGGAGGGCACUCGGAGGACGCGCCUGCUCAAAGAGCCCUGAGUGGCAGUGCCACCCUGGUCUCCAGCCCCAAGUACGGUAGCGAUGACGAGUGCUCCAGUGCCACCUCUGGCUCAGCCGUGGGCAGUCACUCAGGUUGGGCCGGGGGCGGAGGUGUGAUGUCGGGGCAGGGGCAGGCUGGCCUGGGGAGCCCCAGACUGGAAGGGCACCACCACCAUCACCACCACCACCACAUCCACAGCUCCUGGGAUGCGCUGCUGGAAGGCCUGCAGGAGAUCAAGGCCAGCCAGGCCCACAUGGAGGACGCCAUCGAGGACAUGAAGAGUCAGCUGCAGAGUGACUACUCCUACAUGAACCAGUGCCUACAGGAGGAGAGAUACAGGUACAGACCAACACCUAGGCCAAGCAUGGAAUGAGAGUUGGUGGUAUACAUUGUUCUCACACUAACUGCUGAACAAGCUGCUUUGCUUUUAGCUUGUUUCAGUACAGCAGUGUAAAUCAUGUUCAGUGUUUAUGCUGAAUGAUAUUCAUGAGGAUAAUUAAAUAGGUCAGGAAAACUGGUACAACAGGUUUGGUACAUUUCAAAUUUGGUCAAAAUCAGAAGUAGUUGUUUUAACAUAUCAAAUCAAUGUGACACCUUGAAAACGCCAUAAAUAUGUACAAAUCUUUCUCUAACUUGUUGAAUUGGUCUUCACUUUGCUGGUCUAAAUUAUACAUAAAUGUUUUAUCUAUCUUUCUAUUUAGGUAUGAGCGACUGGAAGAGCAGCUGAAUGACUUGACAGAGCUGCACCAGAACGAGAUGACUAAUCUGAAACAGGAGCUUGCCAGCAUGGAGGAGAAAGUGGCCUACCAGUCCUAUGAGAGAGCCAGAGACAUUCAGGUAGAGACCUGGAUUUACAGUAUAAGAUGUACUAAGAUUACACAAUACUUUUUCUGUAGAUAAGCACACAAGUAUGACUCCAGAAAUGAACCUUGUACCCGUAAUUCUGUUGUAACUGUGUGUUUGUGUAUACAUGUAGGAAGCGGUGGAGUCGUGCCUGACCCGCAUCACUAAGUUGGAGCUGCAGCAGCAGCAGCAGCAGGUGGUGCAGUUGGAGGGUGUGGAGAACGCCAACGCCCGCGCCCUAUUGGGCAAACUCAUCAACAUCAUCCUGGCACUCAUGGCCGUAGUUCUGGUCUUUGUCUCCACCCUGGCCAACUUCAUCACCCCACUCAUGAAGACCCGAGCGCGGGUCGCUGCCACGGUCAUGCUGGCCCUUUUCCUGUUCAUCCUCUGGAAGCACUGGGACUUCCUGGAGCUGUGGCUACUGCCCAGCUAA